Ochotona curzoniae (black-lipped pika) is the source of this 2028-nucleotide messenger RNA. RefSeq names its product taxilin beta (gene TXLNB). The transcript is spliced from 9 exons. Gene Ontology annotation, molecular function: syntaxin binding. The record is from RefSeq and is a predicted model, not a curated record. Lineage: Eukaryota; Metazoa; Chordata; Mammalia; Lagomorpha; Ochotonidae. The coding region runs from base 1 to 2028 and encodes 675 amino acids.
AUGGAGAUUAAUCACACUGAACAGCUACCAGCAGAAGCACAGUCAGUACCCCCAGAGGACAGCUCAUCCUCACCCAGGCAGAAUGGCCUCCAAACGCAAGAAGAUUCAAAUUCUGCAACCCCACUCCAAGUACCAGCACAAGAGGCAAGUGUGCACCCAGAAAAGAGGGCUCAUGACAUCUCUGAAGAGUUAAAUCAGGAAUUGGAGGACAUCAUAAGCACCUAUGGGUCUGCUGCCAGUACAGUCGGGAAAGAGGGUCCUCUAGAGGCCACAGAGCAGCCUGAGAAUGCAGAAGCACCCAACAGUGAUGACGGGGACUGUGAAGACAACGCCCCAGAUGCUGAAAGAGAACUUGUUGCUUCUGGAGAGCCAUCCACAGUUAAAGGGCCAAUCAGCCACAAAGAACAAAAACUGGAGAAGAAAAUACUCAAAGGAUUAGGCAAAGAAGCCAACUUGCUAAUGCAACAUCUGAACAAGUUGCAAACAGCUGAAGAAAAGCUGGAGUUUUUAUUCAAGAAGUAUGCUGAACUGCUGGAUGAACAUCGCACUGAACAAAAGAAGUUAAAGCUCCUGCAAAAGAAACAGGCGCAAAUCCAGAAAGAAAAGGACCAGUUACAGAGUGAGCACAGCAAAGCUAUCCUAGCUCGAAGCAAACUAGAGAGCCUGUGCCGGGAGCUGCAGAGACACAACAAGACGCUGAAGGAGGAAACUCUCCAGCGUGCCCGCGAGGAAGAAGAGAAAAGGAAAGAGAUCACAAGUCAUUUCCAGAAUACCCUGACGGAUAUCCAGGCUCAGAUCGAGCAGCAGAGUGAGCGAAAUAUGAAGCUCUGUCAGGAGAACACAGAGCUGGCUGAGAAGCUGAAAAGCAUCAUCGAUCAGUAUGAGCUGCGGGAGGAGCAUCUGGACAAAAUAUUUAAACAUAGAGAACUGCAGCAGAAGCUGGUGGACGCAAAGCUGGAAGAGGCACAAGAAAUGAUGAAGGAAGCAGAGGAGCGCCACAAUCGUGAAAAGGAAUAUUUGCUGAACCAGGCAGCAGAGUGGAAACUUCAGGCCAAAGUGCUGAAGGAACAAGAAACAGUACUGCAGGCUCAGCUCACUCUGUACUCAGGAAGGUUUGAAGAGUUCCAGAGCACACUGGCAAAAAGCAAUGAGGUGUUUGCCACUUUCAAACAGGAAAUGGAUAAAACAACUAAGAAAAUGAAGAAGCUGGAAAAGGACACAGCCACGUGGAAAGCUCGGUUUGAAAACUGUAACAAAGCUCUGUUGGAUAUGAUUGAAGAGAAAGCACUGCGAGCUAAAGAAUACGAAUGCUUCGUCAUGAAGAUCAGCAGGUUAGAGAACCUGUGUCGAGCCUUACAAGAAGAGAGAAACGAACUCUACAAAAAAAUCAGAGAAGCCAAAACAGCGGAAAAGGAUGACCAAGGCCAGCAUACCUCGGAUGAAGAAGCAGAGGCAAGUGUCCCUGUGGAGAAAGAGGUGGAUGCGGAGGAAGCCGACAGAGUUCAAGACGCUGUGAAGAAUCUGGCUGCCGCCUUCAUGGUCAUGCACGGUCCAGAGCCCAACCCGGACCAGCUCACAGAAGCGCCACCAGAACCCCGCGGGCCUCGGGAGCAAGGGCCCCGACAGCCUCCUCUCACCGCUUCGGGGGAGUCCGAGAGGCCCAAGCCUUCUCCGAGUCCUCAGGCCGCAGCCGAGGGAAGCAGCGAGGCAGAGGCCAACGCCGGUCCAGCCGGGCAGGCAGCGGAACCCAGGUGCUCGGGGCUCACGGAGGAUGCGCAGCCCCGGAAGCUGGAGGCGGAAGCUGCCGGUCAGGUGCAGCCGUCUGCAGCAGACACCCCUGGAGCAGCGAUGGAGAUGGAGGGUUCCGCUUCGCUGCUGCCAGCAGAGGAGCAGGUUCCAAAGUGGGAGACUGGAGGGGAGCCCAAGAGUCCAUCUCCACCAGUGGCCACAGAAGAGCUGCCCCAGGGAGCUGGAGCCGGAUCCCAGCAGCCCAACGUGCCCGGCACUGGUCUAGAAGGAGUCGAUUAA